Molecule: messenger RNA, 2547 nt
Organism: Oryctolagus cuniculus (rabbit)
Lineage: Eukaryota; Metazoa; Chordata; Mammalia; Lagomorpha; Leporidae
Gene: PARP16
Product: poly(ADP-ribose) polymerase family member 16
Molecular function (GO): NAD+ poly-ADP-ribosyltransferase activity
Source: RefSeq, a predicted model, not a curated record
CGGGGACGGGGCUCCGGCGCGCAACCCCGGGCCGCCCGCGCCCGGCUCCUGCCCGGGACGCGCAUCAGCGCGUUCCCGCGGUUGUCAUCUCAUCCCAUGUCACAGCCCCUCCCCUGGCUGGGACCCCGGCCCCAUUAUCCCGGGGCCUAGCCCUGGUGCUGACCUGCGGUCCCGGCCGCCUCUUCCCCGCGCGGAUCCGGCCCUCCGGCGGCGAGCGCGCGGGCCCAGCUCCCGCAGGGGACGCUAGCCAGCAGGUUCUCACCGCUGUCACUUCGUCCCCGUGCCCGGCUCCUCCGCAGGCUCGGGAACCCCGGCCCCAGGCAGCCCAUUGUCCCGAGGCCCGGCCUCUCCCCGGAGCGGGAUGCAGUCCUCGGGCAGGGCGGCCGCCAGGGAGGCUGCGGGCCGCGACGUGCUGGCCGCCGACCUCCGGUGCAGCCUCUUCGCCUCGGCCCUGCAGAGCUACAAGCGCGACUCGGUGUUGCGGCCUUUCCCCGCGUCCUACGCCCGCCACGACUGUAAGGACUUUGAGGCCCUGCUUGCAGAUGCCAGCAGGUUACCCAACCUGAAAGAGCUACUCCAGUCCUCGGGCGACAACGACAAGCGGGCCUGGGACCUGGUGAGCUGGAUUUUAUCCUCCAAGGCCCUGACGAUCCACAGUGCUGGCAAGGCAGAGUUUGAAAAGAUCCAGAAGCUGACUGGGGCCCCUCAUACACCUGUGCCUGCACCGGACUUCCUGUUUGAAAUCGAGUACUUCGACCCAGCCAAUGCCAAAUUUUAUGAGACCAAAGGAGAGCGAGACCUCAUCUAUGCCUUCCAUGGCAGCCGCCUGGAGAACUUCCAUUCCAUCAUCCACAAUGGCCUGCACUGCCACCUCAACAAGACGUCCUUGUUCGGAGAGGGGACCUACCUCACCAGUGACUUGAGCCUGGCCCUCAUUUACAGCCCCCACGGCCACGGGUGGCAGCGCAGCCUCCUUGGCCCCAUCCUUAGCUGUGUGGCCGUGUGCGAGGUCAUCGACCAUCCAGAUGUCAAGUGCCAAACCAAGAAGAAGGAUUCCAAGGAGAUAGACCGCAGAAGAGCGAGAAUCAAACACAGCGAAGGCGGAGACAUCCCUCCUAAGUACUUUGUGGUCACCAACAACCAGCUCCUGCGGGUGAAGUACCUGCUGGUGUACUCGCAGAAGCAGGCCAAGAGCAGGGCUUCGAGCCAGCUCUCCUGGUUUGCCAGCCAUUGGUUUACGGUCAUGCUGUCCCUGUAUCUGCUGCUGCUGCUCGUCGUAAGUGUCAUCAGUUCCUCGGCUUUCCAGCACUUCUGGAAUCGUGCGAAGAGAUAAUCUCUCUGGGCCUGGCAUGGGGGCCACCUCAACCAUGUGCCUUAGGGUGACUCCACCCGGACCUCCCCGGCCUCUCGGCCAGCCAGGUAGAGCCUAGGAGCCAGCCAGGGACCACAGGACAGUCUUCGUGUGCCAUACAUGUACCGAAUGCCUUGAUGCUGCUCCCGGCCACACUCACCAGGGUCCACUGGACCCCCACUUGUAGUUUCCAGGGGGAGCCCUCUCUUCUACUCCUGCCCAAAGUGGUCUGAGGGAGUUGGCUUUUCAGCCAGGGCCAAAGGAAAAAGUCCUGCUGCAUUUAAAAAACAAGUGUCCAGGCUGUCAGUGGCGUGUUUACAAUCGCUCCUGGCAGAGGCUUUUCUCUACUGCCUUCUGGAAGGCGGAAAAUGUGUAGCGGGGGCUAUAAAUCACCAGGCCAUUGCCUUGUUUUGACUCGAGACACCCAAGAGGCACAGUCAUGUUGCUCAUAAAAGUUGGUGGGAUCGGUUUUGGAUUCCAUCAGCCUUUGUAUGUGAGUGCAAAACAUUUUCACAGUUUUCUCAAAUCAACAAACAGCCGUCUGCCGCAGCUGUGCCCCCGACCCCAGCCAUGGAUGCGAAAGGAAGGGGACUUAGCAAGGAGCGACUUUUUCUAAUAGAAAAACUACCAACUGCUGAUUACAGCUGGAAGAGAACCAAAUGUUUGUUUUCCGAUUUUUGUUUUCAAGUAACUGACAACUUUGCAAACUGAGCUAAAGGGGAAGUUGCUGAACCUAGAGCACCAUUUGGCCAGUGUCCACAGCCUCCUUCCUGGCUGUGUUUCAGAGAAAGGGGUUUGAGCUGCAGGCUCCCCUGCGGUUCUCACCCUCAUGAAGCUGCCUUGACCGUGGCCUGCCAGCCACCGGUGUCAUUCUUCAGGCCUUCGAGACAGGGCCCCGCCUCAGCACCCACAGGUCGAGCCACCUUCAGAGGGGUCGCUCAGCCUGGGCUUCCCGGUGUGGGAGAAGCCUCUGGCUGCCCAGGGAGCCAUAAGCCCUGUUGGCUGUGUGCCCUGCUCCCUCCCUCCUGGUGAGUUUCAGCCACAGUGGAGCCCGGUCUGAGUUGGGGGUGAGAUUUCUGUAAUGAAGGGGGAACAUCAUUUUUCUAUAAUUUGUGAAGUUGCACAAAAGCCACUGUCAUGGUUUUUACAUUGAACAUUGGAGCAUUUCCAACAUAAUAAAGGUAUUUUCCUAACGA